CUCUCGACAAGUUGGCAGCAGCACCUCGGCCCUGGUCGUCGUCGCCGCUGCGGUAACGGAGCGGCUCGGGUGGCAGAGCCCGCGUUCGCACCCUCUCGCUCUCCUCUGGAGGCCCUUCCCGCCCUCACCUCGGCUCCGUGGCCGCCCAGGGGACUGGAGCGGGUGACGGAACCCGGGCGCCCCGCGAGAGAGACGCCCCCGCGGCGGGGCGGUCCGGGAGCUCGAGGCGGCCCGGCCCGCGCGGGCAGCGGCGCGGCGCCGAAGAAGGGCGGCCUGGCCCGGACGCUUCGGGGCGGGGGCCGAGGAGCGCUCCGGGCCCGGUGUCCUCGCGGACCAGCCCCGGCGGGAGAGCGAACUCCCCUCGCCAUCGCCCGAGCCCAGAUUAUCCUGAAUACCACAUGUCUAACAGUUUUCCUUGCAACAUUAGCCAGUAUUUUUCACUGCCUCCAAAAAAUCAAAAGUGCCCUGGAAGUUGGAGACAUAUUUGAUUUAAAAGAAAUAACUUUAGCAAAUGGACAAUAUGUCUAUUACGAAUACACCAACAAGUAAUGAUGCCUGUCUGAGCAUUGUACAUAGUUUGAUGUGCCAUAGACAAGGUGGAGAGAGUGAAACAUUUGCGAAAAGAGCAAUUGAAAGUUUGGUAAAGAAGCUGAAGGAGAAAAAAGAUGAAUUGGAUUCUUUAAUAACAGCCAUUACUACAAAUGGAGCUCAUCCUAGCAAAUGUGUUACCAUACAGAGAACUUUGGAUGGAAGGCUUCAGGUGGCAGGUCGGAAAGGAUUUCCUCAUGUGAUCUAUGCUCGUCUCUGGAGGUGGCCUGAUCUUCACAAAAAUGAACUAAAACAUGUUAAAUAUUGUCAGUAUGCGUUUGACUUAAAAUGUGAUAGUGUCUGUGUGAAUCCAUAUCACUAUGAACGAGUUGUAUCACCUGGAAUUGAUCUCUCAGGAUUAACACUGCAGAGUAAUGCUCCACCAAGUAUGUUGGUGAAGGAUGAAUAUGUUCAUGACUUUGAGGGACAGCCAUCGUUAUCCACUGAAGGGCAUUCUAUUCAAACCAUUCAGCAUCCACCAAGUAAUCGUGCAUCGACGGAGACGUACAGCACCCCAGCUCUGUUAGCUCCAUCUGAGUCUAACGCUACCAGCACCACCAACUUUCCCAACAUUCCUGUGGCUUCCACAAGUCAGCCUGCCAGUAUCCUGGCAGGCAGCCAUAGUGAAGGAUUGUUGCAGAUAGCUUCAGGGCCUCAGCCAGGACAGCAGCAGAAUGGAUUUACUGGGCAGCCAGCUACUUACCAUCAUAACAGCACUACCACCUGGACUGGAAGUAGGACCGCACCAUACACACCUAAUUUGCCUCACCACCAAAACGGCCAUCUUCAGCACCACCCGCCUAUGCCGCCCCAUCCCGGACAUUACUGGCCAGUUCACAAUGAACUUGCAUUCCAGCCUCCCAUUUCCAAUCAUCCUGCUCCUGAGUAUUGGUGUUCCAUCGCUUACUUUGAAAUGGAUGUUCAAGUAGGAGAGACAUUUAAGGUUCCUUCAAGCUGCCCUAUUGUUACCGUUGAUGGAUAUGUGGACCCUUCUGGAGGAGACCGCUUCUGCUUGGGUCAGCUCUCCAAUGUCCACAGGACAGAAGCCAUUGAGAGAGCAAGGUUGCACAUAGGCAAAGGUGUGCAGUUGGAAUGUAAAGGUGAAGGUGAUGUUUGGGUCAGGUGCCUUAGUGACCACGCAGUCUUUGUUCAGAGUUACUACUUAGACAGAGAAGCUGGGCGUGCACCUGGAGAUGCUGUUCAUAAGAUCUACCCAAGUGCAUAUAUAAAGGUCUUUGAUUUGCGUCAGUGCCAUCGGCAGAUGCAGCAGCAGGCGGCCACUGCACAAGCCGCAGCCGCGGCCCAGGCCGCAGCCGUGGCAGGAAACAUCCCCGGCCCAGGAUCAGUGGGUGGGAUAGCUCCGGCGAUCAGUUUGUCAGCUGCCGCUGGAAUCGGUGUUGAUGACCUUCGUCGCUUAUGCAUACUCAGGAUGAGUUUUGUGAAAGGCUGGGGACCGGAUUACCCAAGACAGAGCAUCAAAGAAACGCCUUGCUGGAUUGAGAUUCACUUACACCGGGCCCUCCAGCUCCUGGAUGAAGUGCUUCACACCAUGCCUAUUGCUGACCCACAACCGUUAGACUGAGGUCUUCUAACGUCGGGGCCUGUAACAUUCAUGAUCAGGAUGGUGGACUAUAACGUACAAUCCUGUUUAUAAUCUGAAGAUAUAUUUCACUUUUGUUCUGCUUUAUCUUUUCAUAAAGGGUUGAAAAAAAUAUGUUUGCUGCCUUGCUCCUAGCAGACAGAAACUGGAUUAAAACAGUUUUUUUUUCUUUUUUCUAUUUAGAACUUUUCAGGCAUGGCUCAGAGCUUGGAGAUCAGGAAAAAUACAUUCUUAUUAUAUCUUCACCAGUUAUGUAUGAAGGAAUCAUUCCAAUGCUGGAAAAUUUAUCCCUAACUUUAAAAUGUCUUAGACCCUUUUAUAUGCAGAACAUUGGUAUGUGUGUUAUUCUACAGAAUAAAUUCGAUAUUGCUGAUUUUAAAGGCAGAGAAGUUCUCAAAGUUAAUUCACCUGUUAUUUUGUGUGUGAGUUGUUAUUGUUGAGCAUCCUUUACUCCAAAAUAUUGUGCCAUGUGGGUGAGUUAAUUUUACCAAGAGCAACUUUACUCUGUGUUUAAAAAUAAGAUAGUAAUGUAUUAUACUCUUUUAUCCAAAAUAUUUUUUGCAAGGUAAACUAGUGAAGAUGAUUUCAAUUCAGAUUGUCUUGUGACUUCAAUUUUAUUUUCAGGAAGGCAAAACACUAAUCUCUGUGUAUACUGAGAAUUCCUUAAAAUUAUCAAAGAAAUAUCAUUUAAAAUUAUACUUGUUGUCCCUGUUGGAUAACUAUUUAUUGAGUAGUAUAACUUUUGCCCUGUUAAACAGUAGAUAUAUUCUAGAUUUCUAGGCACAGGGUUGGUUCCUAAGAAGCCUAGAAGAGGAAUUUCUUCCCUUCAUUAAUUCAUAGGGAGAGGUUUUGUAUUUUUAAAAACACUAAAAGCAGUAUCACUCCACCUAACAUCUCACUGUCUGCAGAGGUGGCAGUACUUAAACUAAAUGAUGAGUAUUUUGGAAACUGCUAAAUUCUUUGUUAAAUACUGUGCAGAAUAAUGAAAACAUUACAGUUCAUAAUAGGUAGUUUGGAUAUUUUUGUACUUGAUUUGAUGUGUGACUUUUUUUCCCAUAUACUGUUAAAUCAUGUAUGUUAUAAUAUUGUUUAAAAUUCAGUUUUUGUAUCUUGGGGCAAGACUGCAAACUUUUUAUAUCUUUUGGUUAUUCUAAGCCCUUUGCCCAUCAAUGAUCAUAUCAAUUGGCAGUGACUUUGUAUAGAGAAUUUAAGUAGAGAAGUUGCAAAUGUAAUGACUGUACCACAGACACAAUAUGUAUGCUUUUUACUUAGCUAGUAGCGUAAAUAAAACUGAAUCUCAACAUACCAAGUUGAAUUCUAGGUUUGAUUUUUAAGUUUUUUCUUUUGCACUUUUAAGUCCAACCCGUGGUGAGACACCUUCUAGUAAAUGACAGGCAACAGUCAGGACUGCAGCUUCGGUUUUUCCCUCACGCUCUACCGGGACUUCCCCGUGUACGUUCUGUAGCAGGUGUAGAGUUGCUUAAUUUUUGAACUUUUAUUUUACUGUAGGAAAAACAGGCCUGAUUGUCUAUAAGAUAAAUAGGUUGUCUGCAGGAUAAAUAGUGUGAAAUAAAAUCGAAUUAUCUUUCAGAUGUUUUUACUUUUUGCUUGGAGGGCCUUUCUAACCAUAGUAAGAUUCUAAGGUGUGUUACAAGUUUGAGAAGCACUUAUGCAUGAUAGUCAUCCUUAUAUUGACCUAGAUGAACAAGUCUUCAACUUCUUGCUCAGAAGGUCUUCUUACAACCACCCUAGAAACCACUAAGUUUGCUUAUUGCUGUGAUUUAAAUGUAGAUCUUGAUCCAAGCUACAUGGUUUUUGUUUUUAAAAUAACUUCUCUCCCAACUUACUUGUACUUUUAAGUACUUACGAAUACUUGUGUUUAAAGACCUCAUUUCAAUCUGUGUAAGUUUGAUGAUUUAAGUUUUAUUGGCAGGUUCUUAAAAAGAUAUCUUUAUUCUGUAGAAAUUACUGACUUUAGGUCCAUUUUACUGUGAAUGGAGAGUAAGAGUGAGAGGAGAGAGUUUUAGAAUUACAGAUUUUUUUUUUUAAUUACAGAUUUUUAAAAUCCAGAUUAUUUGAUUAUAUCCAUAAGCGUGCUAUGAUAUAAUCUAUUGCCUCCUUUUCUACUUUAAGGAAGGUUUUGGUGUUUAAUGAAACAUGAAAUCUGCAUAAUCAUCUGGGGAAGAUAUGUGGAAAACAUUUGCUAAGAAGUCUGUCUUUGAAGACAAGCCACCUGUCUUGGUUGCUUUCUGCUAAAAGCCAUAAAAGUACAUAGAAGUGCUUCCAGUUAUUAAUUGCUUUAUAUUUGUACCUAGGUGCAGUCACAUGCUUUUUGAGAAAACAUCUAGUAUGUUAUGAUCAGUUAUUCCUGAGAGCUUAGUUGUUAAAUGGUAAUUCCAUUUCUUAAAUGUAGUCAUCUUUAAUGAGUAAGACUAAAGAAUCACUAGGUUUAAAAUUUUACAGCUACUUUAAGGGUAAAAAGGUUUCUGCAGUUCUCAGAAUCUGAUUAUUAUGAGGAUAUGGUUCUGGGUGAGUUUUCCCAGCUAGUUCAUAUCUCAGAGACUCAAAAUGUUGAAUUUCAGUGACAGCUGAGAAAGAGUUGAACCAAGUACGUACCUUUAUAAUCCAUGUGAGGCCUCUUCCACGUUUGUUCAGUGCCUUUCAGUGCAUAAUCAAAGGGAAUCCUUAAUGGUGUUGCCUUUAUUUUCCAGGAAGUAGAUUCUUUUGUGGGAUAUAGUCUGUCUCAUUUUUUAAAGUAUACUACAUGUGGUAGACAAAGAUAAUGACAAUAAAUUACUGCCAUAUAACCUUGUUUUUCCAGAAGCAUGGCUCAUUUGUAUUGACUUAACCACUAAAUAGGUCACCUGUCCCAUUCCUUCUAUAAACAUUGUAGGUUUACAGGUUGGGUGGUCUGGCUUAAGGAAAACCAUACUUGCAACAUUGGGUAAACUGAACACAUACUAGCAAUGUUAAAAAUCCAUUUUUGUGGGGAAGGGUGUGGUAUAAAGGGAGGUAUUUGUAACAGAAAUUUUGAAGGCAAAAUAUAAUUCCUCUCUUCCAGACGAUAGAUAUUUUGAAAAUUUAUUGCAGUUAUCUUUUUGAUUGUGCUCAUCUGGAAAAGGGAAGUUUUCCAUUUUUACAAGGUUCUCCUUCACUAUCUGUGGAGGUUAAAGAACAUAUGGUGAAAUGUAUUUGUUCCUGGUUUGGUGGGAACUGGUUAAUUGUUGUUACUCAUUAUCUAUUACGCAAAAUCUAGUUCAGAUCCUUUUUGAGAGUCUUGGAAGAUGCUGUUUUAUUUUGAGUAGGGCAGAAUCCUUUUUGUUCAUAGUUUUUAUAGUUUGCUCCUUUUAUCAUUAAGUCAUUCACUGGCAUUUUAUUUAAUGAUAGCAAAUUGGAAGAAUGGUAGAUUCAGAUCACUGAGGCAAAUAAAUAAAGGAAAGCAAUUCCCUGUAAAGUCAGUUAACAACUCUUAUAGAUGGGGCUUGGCAAAGAUUAGCAGGUAAUAGAAUGAAAAAAUGCAUAUUUUCUCCCCUCCCCCCCUUUUUAUGUAUUGGGGUGAAACUGGUUAACAAAAUUAUACAGGUUUCAGGUGCACAAUUUUACAACACAUCAUCCGUACACUGUGUUGUGCGUUCACCCCAAGUCAAGUCUCGUCCAUCUUUUUUCUUCGAAAGGCAGAGCCCGUCUUCUCGCAGAUGGCUAUCUGUAAAUAAUCGCCUGAAUCCUCCUUUGCAAGGUUAUAGAAAAUAGACUAUGAGAAUCUUUUGUGCAAGCCUUUCUCCU
Pteronotus mesoamericanus is the source of this 5971-nucleotide messenger RNA. RefSeq names its product SMAD family member 4 (gene SMAD4). Gene Ontology annotation, cellular component: heteromeric SMAD protein complex. Gene Ontology annotation, molecular function: RNA polymerase II cis-regulatory region sequence-specific DNA binding; I-SMAD binding; DNA-binding transcription factor activity, RNA polymerase II-specific. Gene Ontology annotation, biological process: SMAD protein signal transduction; cell differentiation; anatomical structure morphogenesis. Lineage: Eukaryota; Metazoa; Chordata; Mammalia; Chiroptera; Mormoopidae. The coding region runs from base 512 to 2170 and encodes 552 amino acids. The transcript is spliced from 12 exons. The record is from RefSeq and is a predicted model, not a curated record.